Molecule: messenger RNA, 741 nt
Organism: Macrosteles quadrilineatus (aster leafhopper)
Lineage: Eukaryota; Metazoa; Arthropoda; Insecta; Hemiptera; Cicadellidae
Exons: 3
Coding region: 98-598 (166 amino acids)
Source: RefSeq, a predicted model, not a curated record
AUCAUCUCAUGUCUGCACAGUUUUGUUAAAUUGUUAUUGGGCGACCCUUUUGCUUAUCCAAUGAGUUUUCUGGUCAAAUGCAUAAUCUUAUUUUGCCAUGGGCUCCGACCCAGCGUUUCCUCGUAUCCUGGUGGCAAGUCCUGUGAGGGCGUGUCCUGGGGGGAUGAUGAGAGACCCAGGGGGUGACUGUCGUGCUGUGGUUGGGGGAGAGGACGACGAAAUAUGGACAGUGAGUCCGGGAGUGACAGGGGGAAACGGAGAAAUACAGGGAGGAACCUAUACGUCUGGGCCGACACAAGGUGAACAAUACAUGAAUGGUCAGCAGUAUGGCAGUAACAGCCUCUCAAGUCAGCAGAAUGGCAACAAUAGGCCUUAUAUCAGCAGCCAAUACAGCAACAAUAGACCUUAUAUCAACCAGCAGUAUGUCAACAGCAGACUUUUCAGUAGAUUUAGGCCUAGCAGCAUCUCAAGCAACACUGUCAAUCGAACGUCUACAAGGCAAAGACGUCUCAGCCGCUACAAAGCUCUUCCGCUACACAAACGAUCCCGAUCAAAAGACGUUGAUGAAAUGAAAUCAAGGAGCUAUCUCAACAAUUAACACUUUGAAGAAGACCACUUUCCUCUACCAACUUCUCUUAUGUUGAAAACUUCAGCAAGCAUCACUUAAUCAUGCAUUUAAAUUGUUCACCAAAUUAUUUGUUUUCUGAAGACUUCUAAAGUAAAUAUUUCAUCCAGUACAAA